This is a messenger RNA of Closterium sp. Yama58-4, 4242 nucleotides long. The record is from the annotation of a GenBank genome assembly. Lineage: Eukaryota; Viridiplantae; Streptophyta; Zygnematophyceae; Desmidiales; Closteriaceae.
AUGCAGCCACAGGACCGUGCGCGUGAGUCCCUCACGCUCCAGCAGGCUCGUGAGUGGUACGCCAGUUGGGGCUAUCGAGGUGGCCGUAGUGGUAGUCGCUCUGACGUGCGUCGUUCGGGAGCCCCUGGUAGUGGACAGGUGCAGCAGCCGUGCCCUCCUACGGUCCAGCAGGCUCGUGAGUGGUACGCCAGUUGGGGCUAUCGGGGUGGCAGUCGUGGUAGUCGCUCUGACGUGCGUCGUUCGGGAGCCCCUGGUAGUGGACAGGUGCAGCAGCCGUGCCCUCUUCUGGUCCAGCAGGCUCGUGAGUGGUACGCCGGUUUGAGCAGUCGGGGUGGCCGUAGUGGUAGUCGCUCUGGCGUCCGUCGUUCGGGAGGCUCCGGUAGUGGACAGGUGCAGCAGCCGUGCCCUCUUCUGCUCCAGCAGGCUCGUGAGUGGUACGCCGGUUUGAGCAGUCGGGGUGGCCGUAGUGGUAGUCGCUCUGUGAGUGAGGCAGCCGCUCUCGGUGCCAGUACGUCUGUUGCCCUCGGAGCAGGUGAGGCUACCACUCCCGGUACUCGCGUGUCUGCUACUCCAGGUGCUGGUGAGCCUACUGCUCUAGGUGCUAGUGCGUCUGCCGCUCCAGGUGCUCGCGUGUCUGCUACCCCAGGUGAUGGUGAGGCUGCUGCCCUAGGUGCUAGUGCGUCUGUGCCCCCUGGUACUGAGUCGACUGCAGCACUGCACACCUUCACACUGGACUCAGGUGCUUCUCGCUCUUUCUUUCGUGACCGCACUGUCCUUGAGCCACUCGCUCGGCCAGUUGCUGUCUCCCUUGCUGACCCCUCUGGGGGUCCGGUCUUUGCGACCUCCUCCACUGUCCUUCCUUGUCCUGCGGUCCCGUCCGGCACGCUGUCAGGUCUCUACCUCCCCUCGUUCUCUACGAACUUGGUGGCAGGCCGAGAGCUCCAGGACGGCGGUGUUCACCAGUUCACCCCUGCCUACGAGCGCGUGACGCACUGCACGUGUGCUCGGACGGGUCGCCACCUGGCUACCUUCACUCGAGAGCCGGGGUCGGACCUGUACACACUGACCACUGAGUCCCCUCAGGUAGCUGCGUCUACGUCUGCGUCAGGUCAGCUGUCCGCCCCCUGCUCGUGUCGCUCUCUGGCGCAUGAGACUGUCCUUUGGCACCACCGCCUUGGUCACCCGUCUGUGCAGCGCCUUCGGGCCAUGCACAAACGGGACCUUGUUGCUGGUCUUCCCAGGGUACUCCCUCCCCUUCCAGACUCGCCUGCUCCUACCUGUAUUCCCUGUGUCGAGGGGCGGCAGCGCGCCGCUCCUCACUCCUCCUCCUUUCCCCCGACGACUGCUCCCUUGCAGACGCUCCACAUGGACGUGUGGGGCCCAGCCCGCGUCCGUGGUCAGGGUCAGGAGAGGUACUUCCUGAUUGUUGUUGACGACUUCUCGCGCUACACCACGGUCUUCCCCUUGCGCGCCAAGGGUGACGUCCCUGAUGUCUUGAUCCCUUGGAUCCGCAGAUCUCGUCUCCAGCUCAGUGAGCGUUUCCGCUCCGACUUCCCUGUCCUGCGUCUGCACUCUGACAGAGGUGGGGAGUUUUCCUCUGGCCUCUUGGAGGCCUUCUGUCAGCAGGAGGGCAUUGAGCAGUCGUACACGCUUCCGGCCUCUCCACAGCAGAAUGGGGUUGCUGAGCGCCGCAUUGGUCUGGUCAUGGAGGUCGCUCGUACCUCCUUGAGCCAUGCGGCUGCCCCCCAUUUUCUGUGGCCGUUUGCAGUCCGAUACGCUGCGCAUCAGCUCAACCUCUGGCCCCGUGUCUCCUUGCCCGAGACUUCUCCGACACUGCGUUGGACGGGAGAGGCUGGCGAUGCGUCGCGUUUUCGGGUCUGGGGAUCCCGAGCUUUUGUCCGCGACACGUCCGCGGACAAGCUCUCCCGUCGCGCUGUCCCCUGCGUCUUCCUUGGCUUUGUCCCGGACGCCCCUGGCUGGCAGUUCUACCACCCCACCUCGCGUCGUGUCCUGGCCUCUCAGGACGUCACUUUUGACGAGUCCGUCCCCUACUACCACCUCUUCCCCUACCGCACUGCCCCGCUCCCCCCCCCGCCUCUCUUCCUCGCUCCAGGUGCUGAGGUACCAGACCCCCUCCCCCCUCAGGGUGCCGCUCCCUCAGGUGUGUCCCAGGUAGACCCGGGUGAGCCUGUCGAGCCUGGGGGUGCUGCGUCUGGGGGUGCUGAGCCUGGGAGUGCUGAGUCUGGGGGUGCGGAGCCUGGAGGUGCUGAGUCUGGGGGUGCUGAGUCUGGGGGUGCUGAGUCUGGGGGUGCUGAGCCUGAGCGUGCUACACCUGGAGGAGCCCUCUCCUCCCAGCAGCUGCAGGAGAGGUACCUCGAGUACUGCCGCCUCCGGAGAGGUGCUGCUGGAGCUCGUCCCGGUACUUCCCCUCCUACCCAGGAGCUCCCCCCCAUUCAGCAGAUCCGCGAGUGGUACACACGGCGCUGCAGUCUUCGGAGUGGUGCUCCUGGUGCUGCCGACUCUGGGGGUGGCGCUGCUGCUGGUGCUGAGGACCCGAGCGGUGGAGCUGCUACUGGUGCUGAGGACCCGGGCGGUGGAGCUGCUGCUGGUGCUGAGGACUCGGACGUUGGAGCUGCUGCUGGAGCUGGGGACCCGAGCGGUGGCGCUGCUGCUGGUGCUGCGGACCCGGACGUUGGAGCUGCUGCUGGUGCUGAGGACCCGGGCGGUGGAGCUGCUGCUGGUGCUGAGGACUCGGACGUUGGAGCUGCUGCUGGAGCUGAGGACCCGAGCGGUGGCGCUGCUGCUGCUGCUGAGGACCCGGGCGUUGGAGCUGCUGCUGGUGCUGAGGACCCGGCUGGUGGAGCUGCUGCUGGUGCUGUGGACCCGGACGCUGGAGCUCCUGCUGGUACUGCGGACCCGGCCGCUGGAGUCUCUACUGCUUCUGGAGACGCUGCGCGGUACUUCGUACCGCUCCUUCAGCAGGUUCUUGGGCAGGCUCCUCCUCCUUGUCCUCCUCCCUCCGUAGAGUGUCCUCCGCCUGUCCAGCCGCAGUCACAGUUACCGCCUACCUCGCCUCUCCCUGCUCCCUCUCCUUACACUGGUCCCACAGGAGGUCUUACAGAGCGUCGUGAGCCUGAGUCUCGUCCUGCGUCGCCUGUUCGUACUGCUCGCACUGGUAGUCGUGUCCGUUGUGAGCGUCCUCCUCCUGUCCCAGGCACUCACUACAUGACUCUGCGUCCCUCUACUGCUCCUCAGCGUGUCCCUCUACCGUCUCCUCCUUCGUCCUCUUUGCCUGACGUUCCGGACCCUGAGUCUGACCGGUAUCGUGCUGAGCACCCUACUGUCACGCGUCUCCUAGCUACUGUUGUCACUGACCCUACCUUUGAGUCCUCCGCUGCGUCUGCUCUGGUCGCUGAGUUGGUUGACUUUGCUGCUGCCUGUCGUCUAGACUACGCUGCUAGCCUUGUUGCUGAGUCUGAGUCUGAGUCUGUCUGUCCUCCGUCCGUCGGGGGUGAGUGUGCUCUUGGCACGGACGUCCUUGAGGACAGACAGGAGGAGUUCCAGUGUCUUGCUGCUGCUUUGCCCCGUCUCGUGUCCCUGCUAGUUGCCCCUGAGGGAGACCCGGAUGCACCAGACAUCCCGACCCCGCGCACUUACGCUGAGGCGAUGGCGGGUCCCUACUCCUCUCAGUGGCAGACAGCCAUGGACGCCGAGAUGGCUUCCUGGAAGUCCACACGCACCUACGUCGACGAGGUUCCCCCUCCUGGGGCGAACAUCGUCAGUGGCAUGUGGAUUUUCAGGGUGAAGCGGCCACCGGGUUCUCCGCCUGUCUUCAAGGCGCGUUACGUGGCUCGAGGCUUCAGUCAGCGAGAGGGAGUAGACUUCUUCCAGACCUUCUCCCCCACCCCGAAGAUGACCACUCUUCGGGUGCUGCUGCACAUAGCCGCUCACCGCGACUACGAGCUUCACUCACUUGACUUCAGCACUGCUUUCUUGCAGGGCAGCCUGCACGAGGAGAUCUGGCUGCGCCGCCCACCUGGCUUCACUGGGUCGUUUCCUUCUGGUACCCAGUGGAGGCUUCAGCGGCCGGUCUACGGUCUCCGCCAGGCUCCGCGUGAGUGGCACGACACACUGAGGACUACACUUGCGGCUCUUGGGUUCGCGCCUUCUACAGCUGACCCGUCGCUGUUCCUGCGCACCGACACUUCGCUGCCGCCGUUCUACAUCCUCGUACCUGGGUGA